Molecule: messenger RNA, 243 nt
Organism: Egretta garzetta (little egret)
Lineage: Eukaryota; Metazoa; Chordata; Aves; Pelecaniformes; Ardeidae
Product: nuclear mitotic apparatus protein 1-like
Exons: 1
Source: RefSeq, a predicted model, not a curated record
GCCGCCGAGAAGGAGCUGGCGUCCCUCCGCUCCGCGGCACAGGAGAAAGGCCGGUCGGAGGAGAGCUGGAAGGAGCAAGUGUCCCAGUGCGUCCAGGAGAUGGAGAGGAAGAACAGCCUGAUCGGCAGCCUGGAGCACGAGGUCUCCAUCCUCCAUCGGCAGGUGACGGAGAAGGAGGGGGAGAGCAAGGAGCUGAAGCGCCUGAUCGUGGCCGAGCAGGAGAAGAGCAAGAAGCUGGAGGAG